Molecule: messenger RNA, 3074 nt
Organism: Megalops cyprinoides (Indo-Pacific tarpon)
Lineage: Eukaryota; Metazoa; Chordata; Actinopteri; Elopiformes; Megalopidae
Product: Rab interacting lysosomal protein
Exons: 8
Coding region: 385-1716 (443 amino acids)
Biological process (GO): cilium assembly
Cellular component (GO): ciliary basal body; cytoplasm
Molecular function (GO): protein dimerization activity
Source: RefSeq, a predicted model, not a curated record
AGUGCACGGGUUGUCAUUUCAGUUUUAGCUUGUUAGCAAAUAUUAAAGGCUACACGUGACGUAGGCAGAAGCCGUUCAAGUGCGAUCCGCAAACGUGCAAGUCUAAGGUUAACUAUAGCAUUACGCUUUACAUUUUAAGUAGCUAGCUAACAGCCUACUCAGUUGACUUGUUAAGCAUUGCGUACAUAUCACGUUGCAUCGACCGUUUUUUUUUCCGAGAAAAAAAAUUGCUAUCUUACUUGGUGACUAGCAAGCUAGUUUCUUUUGAAACCCAAAAUGAAAGCUCGUUGCGUCGCUUCGGAGGGAAGAACAACUGACAUGUCACGCAGACGACAGCAGUAGAGGUGGUUUCGGUUGCUGUUUAGCUAAUGUUUUAGUGCAGCUAUGAACAAGAGCUGCGAGAGAAGUAUGGAACAGAAUCAGGACUCAAAGAAGCCAGAAGCUUGCUUGGAAAGGGCAUUUAUCUCGUUGACCGUGGACGAUGUGUAUGAAAUUGCAAAACUAAUAGGGUCCGAGGUGGAAAAGCUAAUUGACGUCUAUGGCAAAGAAAGCGCGGAGGGCUUGGUGCCGAAAAUAGUCAAAGUUUUGGAGCUGCUGGAGAGUUUCGCUGCGAGGAACCACGUACACAGCUCCAAAGAAGAGGAGCUUUUAAAGGCGUUCGAGACGCUACAGGUACAGCAGCAGAAGAAACGAGGUGUCAAAGAAUCCGAGGACAGCAGUAAUAAUAACGAAAUAAGGCAGGAGCUCCAGCAGAAGGAGGAGAAAUGGAGGCGAAGGGCGGAGGAGCUGCAGGCCCAGGUGCUGCACCUGCAGGAGGAGAACCAGGAACUGCUGUGUCAGCUGAGGAGUCAAAGCCAGGGAGACCGUGUCCAGAGGCAGGAGAGGGAGGUGAUGUUGAAGCUGAAGGAGGUGGUGGAUAAACAGAGAGAUGAGAUUCGGGCCAAAGUGCAGGAGAUCGCGACCGUGUCGAAGGAGGUGGAGGCGCUGCAGGAGCAGCUGGAGCGCUUUAUGAAGAUGAACGCAGAGCUGAGGCACAAGCAGAGCGUGACACAGGCACAGGUGAAGAGCGCUGUGGAGAGAAAGGCCGACCUGGAGACCGACCUGCGCGAGAAGCACAAGGAGAUCGAGCGCCUGACCGCCCAGCUGGAGAAAGCCACCGCUGCCAGCGCUGUGCCUCAGCAGGCCAGCCCAGGGCACACAGAGCUGGAUCUCACAGACAAACUGAUCAUUGACCUGAAGGACCCCAACCGGCCCUGCUUCACCAAACAGGAAGUGCGGGACAUGCUGUUUGAGAGGAAUGAGCUGAAAGCCAACCUCUUCCUGGUGCAGGAGGAGCUGGCGUACUACCAGAGGGAGAUCCUUAAUGAUGAGAGGUGUCCAGGCUUUCUGCUGGAUGCAGUGCGCUCUGCCAUCAAGAAGCAGAGGACUGUAAUCAAGGCCAAGAUGCUGGGCAUUCCUGUGGAUCAGUGCAGCAGCGACGAGGAUGACAAGGGACCGCUAUUCGAGAGCAGGGACGAAACUGACGGUGACUGCCCUGAUGGGAACACAGAGGCCCCCUCAGAGUCCCGCAUCCGAAACCUGUUUGGCUUCUUCACGCGCUCUGGCAGCGGACGGAGCCCCGCACAUCAGAACACGGCAUCCUCCUGGGAGAUCAUCGUCCCUGAGGAGGAGGUGGAGCCACCGCCCAGGAAGGUGGAGCCACACCCCUCUCCCUGAAGCCCUGCCCCCCUGGGUCAUGUGACUGCUCCUGUGUGGCAGCGCUACAGUCGUGUGGGCUCCCAGCCUCUCAGGCACUGCCUGCCGCAUCACAUUACUUUUAUAUUUUUAAUAUGUAUUUGUAUUCAAAGAUGUACUCAACCUGUUUAGGAAAGUAUGAUAGGUAAUAUGUUUUAUAUAUAACCCAUGUUAUAUAUAUCUUUUGUUGAUUGAAAAAAUAGUGUUGAUACACCCAGUAACCAAAGAUACCAAGUUGUAUUCCCUUGGAAAACCAAAAUCUGAAAAGGUGACUGUUGGUUCAUCUUUGUGCCACAAGAGGGCAUUAGAAUACUUCAAUGCCGGCAGCUUGUUAUUAACAAAACUUAAUUUUUUGGGACUGUGAUCUGCUUAAAAACAAUAGUUAAUUUUAUAUCUCUACAGUAUUUAAUAUUGAUGUGGUAAUGUUUCCAUAUUUAUGAGCACUUGGAGAGAAUACUCCCAGCAUGCCUUGUAAUUGUGAUAAUACUCCAUAGCUGAUGUUAUUCAGAGUUUGUUGUGUGUGUGGACAGUGUGGGUCUCUCACUGGAAGAGUGAGUGUGUGGGCUCAUUGAUGCUCCCUUCAUUGUCAUUCACUCUGGCAAAUAAGGUGUGAUUCUGUUAUGGUUAUUUUUGAUAUUUUACUGUGAUUUAUGUAAUGAUGUAAUUGCUUGAGUGUAUGUAUGAUACUCGAGAGGUGGUGGAGAUGGACAGAUUCCCCUAGAUAAUUGUGCUGAGCUUGUUUUUAGAUGUUCCAAAUGAUUGACAUGUGUGUCAGAUUAAGGAGGGUCACCCAUCAUCAGCUGUUUUUGCUGAAGUAUGUUACCUCAUGCCCUUAAGAUUCAGUUAUAUACAGAUUUAAUGUACUCUGUACUUUUAGUUAUUAAGAGACCAGAAAUCAUUAAGGAAUCAUUUGAUUUCAUGUGAAAUGCCACAAAGGCUGAGCCACCGCAUGAAUAAUGCUAAUAAUACUGCAUCUCCUGGUAGUGUCUAGCCAGCCUGUCUGCCUUUGAUAAGGAGCCUCGGCUGGUCUCAGCACUCGAAGGGGAAAUCUGAGUUUCCUUGAGGGGAAAUGAGAGAGUGCAAUCAUGGUUCCCGCACCUACCCUCCUCCCUCCCACCCCUCCCUCUUCAGGUAGAAUGAAGGGAAAUGGGACAAUAAGUAUCCAUGACCCUCCUGCCGAUGCGUCACUUCUACUGUCAGAUAUCUUACAAUAGAGUGCUGCCUCCCCUUUAUAAAAUACUUUCCUAUGUAUGUUUUAUUUUUGUAAGGAUUGUACAAUGUCUAUUUUUAAUGGGAAGCUUUGUAUGGUACUGUAUCAGACCUCAAUAAAGCCAGAUGAA